AUGUUUAUGAAUCCGGUCUCAGCAACUGGUGUACAACUUCCAGCUGUAUACCCUUUAGUGAACAUUCUGCUGCCUCUUUUAAAUAACGUGUACAAUCUUCUUCUAUCAUUGUUAUCCAUAUUUGACACAUUACCACCAGCUAUAAGCUCUUUAAUACCUGUAGACCUCGGUGCUUUAGAGACUUCCUUACUAAAACUAUACUCCCAAGCAUUAGCUAUAGUGAAUUUCCUGAGAUCUUUACCUGAAUAUGCCGCUGGUGCCAACCCUAAGUCGCCUUGCUCUAACAUGCAAGGUCUACUCACAACCCUGGUUACGGCCAUCACAGAACUGGCUGAUGAUGCACUGGUUCUUAUUGGCGGCGGUCUUCUACCAGGUCUACUCAGGAUGGUCGUCAUGGCUGUUUCAUCAAAUCCUUUGUAUGAUCUUAAAGUUUGUCCAACUACAACUUACCCUAAUUACGGUAAUGCUGACCAGUUGUUCAUAAACACAGGCUAUAACAAUCCAUAUCUUCAGAAUCUGUUGCUUUACAAUCAAUUGACACCUAAUUCACCAAGCAAUACAAUACCAAAUCAGCUGACUAAUUUAUUUGUACCAAAUCAGCAAUUUUAUGUCCAAAAUGCUUUCGAUACAUCAAAAAUUUCUGAACCAUUAGAAAAUCAGAAAGUAUUAAGUAAUUACAUCUUGGUUCCGGAAGAAUAUAACACUAAUUAUGGAAAUAAGGAUAGAAAAGUGUCUAGAAACAAUGAGAAUAAUUUAAAAACUAAUAAUAAAAAGAGAAGAAGAAAACAGAGAAAGAAUACAUCAAAUAUACAAGAAAAUGGGGAUGGAAAUAACAGAAAAAGAAUUUCAGAAAUAAAACAAGGAGAAGUUAAUGAGGAUGUAAAUAAAAAUUCUAGAACCAAAAGAAAAAAAUCAAAGAAAAAUCGACAAAGAAAUAAAAUAAGACCAAUAAGUACUGAAAAAAUCGUAGAGGAGAGAGAAAAAGAAAAUUUAGAGAUUUUAAAACCUGAAAAUAAUGACGUGAUUACAUUAGAUGAAAAGGAAAUAAAUAAAAAUGUACCAAUACGAAAAAAAUGUGAUCCUGAAGUAUCAACAGUUUCAACUUCAAAAUCUGAGCCAAAGAAAGAGGUUUUGGGAUUCGAUAAUGUACCCGUAUGUUUUGAUAUAAAUGAAGAUUGUACUGAUCUUGACUGUCGUCACACACGCAAUAAGGAUGUCAACACGAGAAAUAAUAAACCUAUUUCAAAACCACAACAAAAUUCACCAAAUAAUUUCAUGAAUUUAAUGAACACGUUUGGUGGAAACACACAAAUGAGCCCAAAUUUCUUCAACAACAUGAAUUAUCCUUUUAAUUUUGAUUAUCUAUAUCAAACUUCGCAGACGACAAAUGCUAAAACAAGAGAGCCGGGAAAUAGACGUAGAAAUAAGAAACGAAAACCACAGAACAGACAGACAAACUCUAAUAGAAAAGUCAAGGAGUUCAAAUCAACUACAGAAAGUUGUGACAAAGUUGUUGAGUUAGUUCCUGAAACAACUGAAAUUGAAAUAAGUACGAUCGCUUCAAUAACUACUACUGUCACUGAAGAAGUAGAUUCCACGCCAGUUGUUGAAAAAAUUGAAAAAGUGAUUCAAGAAACACAUUUAAACAAUUUUAAAUCAAACAACGAAAAGCCAACUACAGUUGACAUUGAACAUGUGACUGAAGUGACUAAAAGAGACGAAAAUAUUUUGUUAUUUGAUAACUAUAAUGAUAUUAUGGAUGAGUAUUAUCCAGAUUUUACUUCAGACAAAUCAUACUUAGCAAGCAAAGAAGAUUAUGAGUUCACAAAUUUCCAGGAUAGAUAUUACUACGCGUAUGGAGAUGAGACAGAAUUAAAUAGAGAAAGACGAAAGUACGAAAGUCAUAAAGAAAAUCAAUUACAUGAGAAUAAUAAAAUAAAUACUAAUAUUGAAACAGAAGUUAUAAGUGAACCAAAUCAUAAUCAAAAUAGUGAUAUAGCUGUUACUACAGUAAGUUCAGAAAAAUAUGUCGAAAAGGAACAAGAAUUCCCAUCGGCUCUAGAAUUUCCUGGUUUCAAAACUGAGAUGGUUGAUAAAGAAGAAUAUUUCUCCAAUAAGAGAAACUAUGAAUCAGAAACGAAUAAUUAUGGAAGAAAUAAAAUGUUUUCUUAUUCGGAUUUAAAGGAAAUUAUGGAGGCCAAUGAAAAUUACAACAACAAUGUUGAGACAGUGUUCGCAAAUUCCAAAGUAUAUAAGUAUGGUACCCAUGUAAACGAGGCAACGACAAGUGUUCCUCAACCUGUAUGCAGAAAGGAACACAGAAAAACUAUAUCCGAUAAUAAACCAGUCAUAAUCAUAGCAAAAUCCAUACAUACUUAA
This is a messenger RNA of Danaus chrysippus (African queen), 2379 nucleotides long. NCBI's taxonomy places the organism in Eukaryota, Metazoa, Arthropoda, Insecta, Lepidoptera, Nymphalidae. The record is from the annotation of a GenBank genome assembly.